Messenger RNA from Taeniopygia guttata (zebra finch), 2673 nucleotides. The record is from RefSeq and is a predicted model, not a curated record. Lineage: Eukaryota; Metazoa; Chordata; Aves; Passeriformes; Estrildidae.
GGGCCCCGCCUCCCCCCCGCCCGGCCCCCCAGCAUUGCCUGUCCCGGCUAUGAUGGCUACUAUAGCCGAACUUUUACAAAAUCAAACAACAGCCAUUUUACAAGCACAAACCCAGUCAAUGGCUAUUUUACAAACACAAUUUCAAGCGUCAGCUGCGAUUUUGCAAAAGCUGCAUACGCUCGCCUCCGCGGCCGCCCUCCCGACCCACCCGGAAGUCCCCUGGUCCGGCGAACACGCCGGCCAUGCGCCGGCCCUGGGCUGGGCGGCUCCCACUCCCGGGGCCGCCGCCUCCCUCCCGCGCAGCCCUGACCCCGCCCCCGGGGCCGCCCCCCCCCUCCCCCUCGGUCCAGACCCCGCCCCCGCGGCCGCCGGCCCCCUCCCCCGCAGUCCGGACCCCGCCCCCGGGGCCGCGGCCGCCGCCCCCCUCUCGCGCGGCCAUGACCCCGCCCCUGUUUCCACCUCUUCUCCCUCGAGCGCCCCGGACCCCGCCCCUGCAGCCGCGGCACCGCCCGUCCUUCCCAGGGACGCCCCGGCUCCCGGCGCAGCACCCCCGCUGCCCGCCCGCCUCCUGCACUCGCGGCCGGACCCCCCGGCAGACGCAAACCCGGCGCCCCCACCCCCCCAUCCCCCCGCGGCGCCGCAGCCCCUGCCUCUGGCUACAGAACCCCGGAACCCCCCAACGCCGGCACCACUUCCGGGUUUCCCAAACCCAUCACCAUAUCCCUCCGCACCCCUCCCUUCGCCGGCUCUUCAGACUGCCACAGCAACCAAUGCCAUAGCGACAGCAUAUCCUUCCACAAAUCCCAGUUCCCCACAGGUGCUGCUGCCCACAACCUCCACCCCCCCUGCUCCUCUGCCUCGGCUGGCAGCAGCCCUUGCCUCCCACACUAACAGCUCCUCACCACACCCUAACGACGAUACUAUGCCUCAGCAACGUGAACGCAACAAUGUAACUGCAGCUUCUACAAACAAAGGACAAACAGAGAACUAUGUUACCCCUGCAAACUCUAACCUUUCUAUCCCAGUCUCACCAAAUUCUCAACACAGUGCCAACAAUCUUCAAUUGACUAACUGCCCUGAAAUCAAAUAUGAUAACCACAAAGAAGACAACCUGCCUUCCCAAGCCAUACCGGCAAUACCCAACCAACAACCUGCUAAUCUCAAAACAUGGACAUUCCUUCCCUCCCAUGAUUUAAAAGAGUUGCGAAAAGCAAUUAAUGACGGUGGCAUCUCCUCUUCCUAUUUCAAACAGCUGUUGAAAAGUACCCUAGAGAGACACACACUCACGCCACAUGACUGCAAACAUCUUGCCACCACAUUUCUCACGGACUCACAAUAUAUAUUGUGGGAUCUUAAAUGGAAGAGAAUGCUUGCAGGAGUCCUGACUACAUAUAGACAAAGCACUGAUGCACAACUUCGCACCCUUACCUUGUCUAAAUUAACAGGUGACCCACCAGAUGAUAAGAUCGAACAUCAGGCGAAUCUACCCAAAAUGGUAUUGGAUGAUGUCAAAAAGAUGGCUCGCAGAGCCUUUUUGCAGAUUCAGCCAGCGGGAACUUCCGAAGAAGCAUACAAUCUAGUUACCCAAGGCUCAUCUGAACCAUUCACCACAUUUGUAGACCGGGUAAUUCAAGCUACUGAAAGGCAAUGUGGUGAUGAUUUGGCCCGGCCGAUAAUGAUCCGGGACAUCCUCGAAAAUAAUGCCAACGCCCAAUGCAAACGAAUCAUCAAGGCCCUAGGAAAAGAAAAACCUACAGUGCCUGAGAUGAUUGAAGCGUGCAACUAUGUUGGGAGCCCACAUGACGUGGCAGUCGUCCAAGCACAUGAACCCGAAGAAACCCGGGGAGAUAAACUGGAAAGGGCUCUUGCAGCACAAGCACAACAGGCAGAAGCAAGAGACCAGAGACUUACGGAACUUCUAACUGCCCUGCAUCUCAGCUCCCAACAACAAUACAACACCAUGGCUGUCAUGCAAGCUGCUCUGCCUCUAGGACCCUGCUACCUCUGCAAAAAACCUGGCCACAUUGUAAAGGAUUGCACAGAAGUCAACAAAAGCCCACAAACGCCUGAUUCGUGCACCACCUGCAAAAAAGGAAAACAUAUGCCCUGGCAGUGCCGAUCCAAACAAGAUGCGAGUAGAAGACCUAAUCCAAAAAACUCCAAGGCGAGCGCGCCGCGUCACCGCGUGAUGAAACAAAUGGUGGCCCCCCAAAACCCCGAGGCACCUGGUGCACUCUGGCGACCUCCAAGCCAACAACCUUCUUAAAGGAUGAUGGCUACGACUAUAUUUCGACAGGAAUCACUGGGCCUUCACAACUCCGGCAAGACUUUCUAAUAGUUGGCAAAGAAAGGAACUGCAUCCUGGGGCUACUUGUUCUACCUUGUGUAGUCUCUGCUAACUGCAAUGAAGAACUAUUAGUGUUAGCCAAGGCUUACUACCCCCCAUUGCAUAUUCCACCUAAAACCCCUAUAGCCACUGCCAUUGCACUGCCUAUGGGAGCCAUAGACCAGAUACCACCACGUUGUUUCCCAGUCGCUUCUGAAAACCCCGAGGUCCUAUGGGUUCAACACAUAAGUGACCAAAGACCAAUGCUAACUUGUGAACUAUCAAAUGGCGGGGUUCGAGUCACCAUCAAGGGGAUGAUUGACACGGGGGCAGACGUUUCUGUAAUU